UUUCCCUUAUUCGGACAAUGUUCUUGUCAUACAGAGAAUGCCAUCGACUUGAGUUGCAAUCUCUCCUAAACAACAAAACGAGCGUUGAGAAGCGUUUCUAUUUCUGGAUUUUUCAAAUAUUAACAGUUGUAGCUUCGUGAUCGUGACUUCAAUUGUAAUAUCUCUUUCUGAAUUUUAAAUACUCACGCGUGGGUCAAGAUUUUAGCCGUUUCUUGUGUACAAAGUCACUUAGUGUCAGGGUUAUUGCAAAUGGGAAGUUCAAGUUUACCUCCAGGAUUCCGGUUCCAUCCUACUGAUGAAGAACUCAUCGACUAUUACUUGAAAAGAAAAGUGGAAGGCCUCGAAAUCGAGCUUGAAGUCAUCCCCGUUAUUGAUCUUUAUAAAUUUGAUCCGUGGGAGUUACCAGACAAAUCUUUUCUCCCAAACCGGGACAUGGAAUGGUUCUUCUUCUGUUCAAGGGACAAAAAAUAUCCUAAUGGUUUGCGUACAAACCGAGGAACAAAGGCGGGUUACUGGAAAGCAACCGGAAAAGACCGGAAAAUUACAUGUCGUUCAUCUUCUACAGUCGGUCAUAGAAAAACCCUAGUUUUCUAUAAAGGUCGUGCUCCGUUAGGCGAUAGAACCAGUUGGCUCAUGCAUGAAUAUCGACUAUGCGAUGAUGAGAGUUCAUCACAAGGUUCACAAUAUUUCAAGGGAGCUUUUGUGUUAUGCCGUGUGGCUAAGAAGAAUGAGAACAAGAGUAACUCAAAAAUUCAAAGAAACCUAAGUGAACAAACACUUGGAUCAGGAGAAAGUUCGGGUUAUUCAAGUCGUGUGACUUCACCUAGUCGUGAUGGAACGGUGCCGUUUCACUCAUUUGUCAAUCCAGACUCUUCCAACAUUUGGAUUUCACCUGAUUUCAUUCUUGAUUCUUCAAAAGACUAUCCUCAAAUCCAAGAUGUUGCACCUUACUUUCAAGACUUUGAUUUUCCAGUUUUCGGUAAUCAAGACGUUGAUGUUCCAGCGAGUACCUUGAAUGCAAAUGUAGAUCAGAGCAUAGACGAAUCUAUGCAAACUGGUUACUGGACAAAUAGUUGGUAUGAUCAAACCGGUUUAUUUGAUUAAUCCGACUUCUCCUUGCUAGACGGACUUUCGUUGAGGUCGGUCUCUCGUUUAAGACAAAAACAACUUUUAUCGUUCGAGUCAUCCAAAUUUUAGCACUGGUCUAUAUCGAUUGUUUAAUUAUUCUGUUUUAUUACAAUUAAUAUUAUGGAUUUGCUAUAUAUAUUAAUAUUAUAGGUACGUAUUUGAAGAAGUAUGUUGUUUUCUCUGUGGAAUUUCUUUUUCUU
This is a messenger RNA of Brassica oleracea var. oleracea, 1328 nucleotides long. Its product is annotated as NAC domain-containing protein 86-like. Gene Ontology annotation, molecular function: DNA binding. The coding region runs from base 250 to 1104 and encodes 284 amino acids. Lineage: Eukaryota; Viridiplantae; Streptophyta; Magnoliopsida; Brassicales; Brassicaceae. Gene Ontology annotation, biological process: regulation of DNA-templated transcription. The record is from RefSeq and is a predicted model, not a curated record. The transcript has 4 exons.